Messenger RNA from Hemibagrus wyckioides, 3092 nucleotides. RefSeq lists its product as uncharacterized. The coding region runs from base 57 to 3092 and encodes 1011 amino acids. NCBI's taxonomy places the organism in Eukaryota, Metazoa, Chordata, Actinopteri, Siluriformes, Bagridae. The record is from RefSeq and is a predicted model, not a curated record. The transcript is spliced from 13 exons.
AAAUCGUUAUUUUAAUAUGAAAUGCUCUUAUUUCAGGUGAAAACACCAGCCACAGCAUGAAGGAGAAAGCUGAAGCUGAGGCUCAGAAACUGAUGGGAGGUUUCCUCACGUCUCUCCACCAACAACUGAGAGAAAGGAUCUGCACCAAGGAGGUCAGGGUGUUGAUGGGAAUUUUCCUCUAUGACUGUGAGACACGUGAAACCUCACUGGAGCUCCUGGAAGCGCUGGAUACUGGAGCGGAGGAAGAGGAUGAAGCCAUCAGUCAGAUCACGGAUGAGGAAGAGGGAACAUCCCACCUUCUACUCGAAGGAGACAAGGCUGAAAUUGAGGAUCAGGUCAAAGUUGAAGCUGAAGCUGAGACUGAUGCAGUUGUUGAAGAUGAAGCUGAAGGUGUUGCUGAGGAAAACACCAGCAAAGGCAAGGAGAAGAAGAAAAGGACCAGGAGAGGAACCCGAGGCCGAGGAAGAAAGAUCAAUUAUAAGAAGUUCCAGGUCCAUGAAGCAGAAGGAGCUGAAGCUGAAUCUGAGGCUCAGGCAGGAGUUGAGGCUGAAGUUGAGGGUGAAGCUGUGGCUGAAGUUUUGGCUGAAGUUGUAGCCAAAGUUGAGGCUGAAACUGAGGCUGAAACAGAAGUGGAAGCAGAAGCUGAGGUGAAAACAGAAGCUGAAGCGGUUGUCGAAGCUGAGGCUGAAGUUGAGGGUGAAGCUCCCAUUGAAGCUGAGGCUGACCCUGUGGCUGAAGUUUUGGCUGAAGUUGUAGCCAAAGUUGAGGCUGAAGCUGAAACUGAAGCCAAGGCUGAAAGCGACAUGGAAAUUGAGUCUAAAGCAGAGGGAAAAGUUGAAGCUGAAGGUUUUGCUGAGGAAAACACCAGCAAAGAAACAGAGAGGAAGAAAAGGACCAGGAGAGGGACACGAGGCCGAGGAAGAAAAAUCAAUUAUAAGAAGUUCCAGGUCCAUGAAGCAGAAGAACUUGAGUCAAAAGCUGAGGCUGAAGAUGAAGUCGAGGCAGCAGCUGAGGCAGAUGUUCCAGCAGUAGCUGAAGCUGAAACAGAAGCCAAGGCUGAAGUUCAGGCAGAAGCUGAGGAGAAAACUGAAGCUGGAGUUGAGUUUGAAGAUGAGGCUGAAGUUCAGGCAGAAGCUGAGGUGGAAGCUGAAGCUGGAGUUGAAGCUGAGGCAGAAGUUCCGGUUGUAGCUGAAGCUGAAAAAGAAGCAGAGGCUGAAGUUCAGGCAGAAGCUGAGGUCAAAGCUGAAGCAGGAGUUGAGGCUGAAGUUCAGGCAGAAGCUGAGGUGGACGCUGAAGCAGGAGUUGAGGUUGAAGCUGAGGCUGAAGUUCAGGCAGAAGCUGAGGAGAAAACUGAAGCUGGAGUUAAGGUUGAAGCUGAGGCUGAAGUUCAACCAGAAAAAUGUGAGAAGAAGAGAAGGACCAGGAGAGGAACCCGAGGCCGAGGAAGAAAGAUCAAUUAUAAGAAGUUCCAGGUCCAUGAAGCAGAAGAAGGAGCUGAAGAUGAAUCUGAGGCUCAAGCAGGAGUUGAGGCUGAAGUUGAGGGUGAAGUUGUAGCCAAAGUUGAGGCUGAAGCUGAGGCUGAAGCUGUUGUUGACAUUAAGGCUGUGGUGGAAGCUGACACUGAAGCUGAGCGCGAAGCUGGCAUUGAAGUUGAAGCUGAACCAGUGGCUGAAGUUGAGACAGAAGCAGAGGCUGAAACAGAAGUGGAAGCAGAAGCUGAGGUGAAAACAGAAGCUGAAGCGGUUGUCGAAGCUGAGGCUGAAGUUGAGGGUGAAGCUCCCAUUGAAGCUGAGGCUGACCCUGUGGCUGAAGUUUUGGCUGAAGUUGUAGCCAAAGUUGAGGCUGAAGCUGAAACUGAAGCCAAGGCUGAAAGCGACAUGGAAAUUGAGUCUAAAGCAGAGGGAAAAGUUGAAGCUGAAGGUUUUGCUGAGGAAAACACCAGCAAAGAAACAGAGAAGAAGAAAAGGACCAGGAGAGGAACCCGAGGCCGAGGAAGAAAGAUCAAUUAUAAGAAGUUCCAGGUCCAUGAAGCAGAAGAACUUGAGUCAAAAGCUGAGGCUGAAGAUGAAGUCGAGGCAGCAGCUGAGGCAGAUGUUCCAGCAGUAGCUGAAGCUGAAACAGAAGCCAAGGCUGAAAUUCAGGCAGAAGCUGAGGAGAAAACUGAAGCUGGAGUUGAAGCUGAGGCAGAAGUUCAGGCAGAAGCUGAGGUGGAAGCUGAAGCUGGAGUUGAAGCUGAGACGGAAGUUCCGGUUGUUGCUGAAGCUGAAAAAGAAGCGGAGGCUGAAGUUCAGGCAGAAGCUGAGGUCAAAGCUGAAGCAGGAGUUGAGGUUGAAGCUGAGGCUGGAGUUGAGGUUCAAGCUGAGGCUGAAGUUCAGGCAGAAGCUGAGGUGGACGCUGAAGCUGGAGUUGAGUUUGAAGCUGAACCUGAGGCUGAAGCUCAACCAGAAAAAUGUGAGAAGAAGAAAAGGACCAGGAGAGGAACCCGAGGCCAAGGAAGAAAGAUCAAUUACAAGAAGUUCCAGGUCCAUGAAGCAGGAACUCUGAAGGAGGUGGAUGAGGCAGCAGUCACUGAAGCCAUCAGGGAACUGAUGAACAUCCUCCUGGAUGAGAGAGAGGAAUGCAGUGUCCAGUCUCUGGCAGGAGAAAGAGCGGAGAUUGUGACGAGUGCCGACGUUGAAGCCGAGGCUGAAGCUAACUUCCUGACCGUCCACCUGGAGGAGACGGAGGACGAGAUCCACCUGCCUGAGGUGGAGGAUGUGGUGGAGACUGAAGCCAUCAAUCAGCUCCUAAACGUCCAGGACCAGACAGGAGAAACGUCUGGCCAGUCUCUGGAUGAAGUAAAAAUGAAGAAGAAGGUCAGGAGAGGAACACGAGGAAGAGGGAAAAAAAUCAACUACAAGAAGCCUCAGUGGGAGCAAAGAGACGGAGAGACCAGAGAAGAUCAGCUCCAGAAACAGCAGAGAGUGGUCAGUUUGAACCUUUCUAAGGCAGCAGGACCGGACGGCGUCUCGGCUCGGCUCCUUACGGCCUGCACUCAGCAGCAGCACCGGUGUUCAGGGGGAUAUUCAACCUCUCCCUGGAACAGUCACUAA